Molecule: messenger RNA, 1477 nt
Organism: Dimorphilus gyrociliatus
Lineage: Eukaryota; Metazoa; Annelida; Polychaeta; Dinophilidae
Source: the annotation of a GenBank genome assembly
AAUGGUAGACGCGGUUCAGGCAAUUCAGGACAGGGAUAUGCCCUUUCGAAAUGAGGAUUUAUGUGGUAAAUUUACUUUUGCAUCUCCAAGUUAUUCAGUAUUAGAGAGUAAAGAAAUUAUCGAGAUUGAUGUGCUUUUUCAUCGAAGAAAACCGCAAAAGACAAAAUCAACCUUGAAACUUCCGAAUGGUGGCUUGAAAAAUGAGGAAGAAAAGGAAACUUCCUUUCAGAAUGGAGUUAUUAAGCCUUGUAUGGACGGUGAACUAGUACACAAAGGUGUUGUGUCUGUUGAGUACGAAACUAGAGAGGGAUCAGCAAAAUUCGACAAAGAUUUUAAACCAGCAAGAGGAACUUUACAAUUUGAUCCUAACGAUUUUCAAAAGAAAAUACCUAUUACAGUGAUAAACGAUGCUCAAUAUGAAGGAAAUGUAGACUUUUACGUUCUUCUCAAGAACGCAAAAGGAGAUGCUGGCAUUGGUGAUCCAAACAUUGCCAGAGUGACAAUAAUCGAUGACGAUGAACCAGGUGAAUUUGAGUUUGAAAAAGUUCAGUAUUACGGUGGUUCCGAUGGAUCUGUUUCUGUAACCAUUGUUAGGAAAAAUGGCGCAGAUGGGAAGGUUACAGUUGAAUGUUUGACCCUUGAUGGCACUGCAAAAGGCGGUGAAAAGAUUGAAGAUGGAGUAGACUACGUAACAUUUGAUGAAGAGAUAGACUUUGGAAACGAAGAAACUAGCAAGAAGAUAAGAUUUGAAAUUAACAAAUCUUCUAAAGAGAACAAAAAUUUCAUUGUUUGUCUAAGAAAUCCUAGUAUUGGAGCCAAAAUAGGAAAACACGCCUCUGCAAUGGUAUUUCUCUCGUCUGAUAAACUUGAAGGUGAUUUAGCAGAUAUUAUUGAAGAUGACGAGGAAAAGGAGGAUGGUUGGGCUGAUCAAUUUAAAAAAAAAUACCUGGGGGCAUGGCCAACUUUCGUCGUCUCUGUGCUCGUUAUUGGCGGAUUAACACUCUUUGUCGAACAGCUCUCCGGUUUGCUAAGUUGUGUAAUUCAACUUAAGCCAGCCGUAGCUGGGAUUACAUUAAUCGCAUUGGGUACAAGUCUACCCGACACUUUUGCAUCAAAAUCGGCUGCUCAAAAUGAUCAACAUGCCGAUGCCGCUAUAGCCAAUGUGACCGGAAGUAACAGUGUCAACGUAUUUCUUGGCUUAGGUUUACCAUGGGUUAUAAGCGCCAUUUACGCCGCAGCUACGAAGACAGAAUUCAAAGUGAAGACAAAUAAUCUGGUCUCUUCUGUAGUGAUUUUCACUAUUUUUGGUACUCUAUGUAUAAUUUUGCUGCUUCUUCGGCGGAGAUUCGUAGGAGGAGAAUUAGGAGGAUCCACUGUGGGAAAAGUCUUAUCUAGUAUCUUUCUGAUAAUAUUAUGGCUUCUCUACUUAGUUCUAGCUUCAGUUAAAGCUUAUCAUCCAGAUGUAUUCCCAUGGUAG